Dovyalis caffra is the source of this 2118-nucleotide messenger RNA. The record is from the annotation of a GenBank genome assembly. Lineage: Eukaryota; Viridiplantae; Streptophyta; Magnoliopsida; Malpighiales; Salicaceae.
AUGAGGAGUCAGCAAGUUCCCUGCUCUUUUUCCAUUUUAUACAACGUUUUCAUAACCCAUUGUCAGGCCGUCAAAUCAGGAAACAUUGCACAUAUUUACGUUGCCAACAACAUCCUCAGUCGAUACUCAAAAUGCGACUUCGUAGGCUUAAGUCUUGCUUGCAAAUUGUUCGACGAAAUGCCUCUGAAAGACACCGUUACCUGGAACACCAUGAUCACUGGCUAUGUAGAUUCUGGGAACUUGGGUGCUGCUUGGGAGUUUCUAAAAUCCAUGAAAAGACGUGGCUUUCAAGCUGAUGGCUAUACCUUUGGAAGUAUACUUAAAGGGGUAGCUCAUGCUUGUCGACAUGAUCUUGGGCAACAAGUGCAUUCCUUGAUUCUUAAGACUGGUUAUCAACGGAAUGUUUAUGCAGGUAGCGGUUUAUUGGACAUGUAUGCCAAGUGUGAGAGAGUUGAAGAUGCUUAUGAUGUGUUUCAAGGCAUGCCAAUGCGUACUUUUGUCUCGUGGAAUGCACUCAUCGAUGGCUUUGUGCAAGUGGGCGACCGUGACACCGCUUUUUGGCUAUUAGAUUGUAUGGAGAAGGAAGGUGUUAGGGUCGAAGAUGGCACAUUUGCCCCGCUUUUGACAUUGCUUGACAAUGAUAAGUUCUAUAACUUGACGAUGCAGCUUCACUGUAAGAUUAUAAAACAUGGCCUUGAACUUUAUAAUGCUUUGUCUAAUGCUACACUCACCGCAUAUUCAGAAUGUGGUUCUUUGGAAGAUGCUAAACGGGUUUUUGAUGGUGCUGUUGGCACCCGAGAUUUGGUUACCUGGAAUUCCAUGCUAGCAGCUUACCUAGAGCAUGGUAAAGAUGAGGAUGCAUUUAAUCUUUUUUUUGAGAUACAAAGGUUUGGGUUUGAGCCAGACAUCUAUUCUUACACUUGUGUCAUAAGUGCUUGUUUUGAAGCAUCACAUAAAAACCUUGGGAAAUCCUUUCACGCAUUGGUGAUAAAGAGGGGACUGGAAGAAUCAGUGGCUAUCUGUAAUGCAUUGACAGCUUUGUACCUCAAAUCGAAUAAUAAAUCCAUGGAAGCUGCGUUGAACUUAUUUCAAUCCAUGGAGUCUAAGGACCGUGUCUCUUGGAAUUCCAUUUUAACUGGGUUGUCACAAAUGGGGUUUAGUGAAGAUGCCCUGAAACUCUUUUGGCAUAUGAGAUAUUCGCUGGUGGAAGUUGAUGAUUAUGCCUUUUCGGCUGUCCUUAGAUCUUGCUCGGAUUUAGCAACCCUCCGAUUAGGCCAACAGAUUCAUCUCUUGACAGUUAAGACCGGAUUUGACUCGAAUGAUUUUGUGGCCAGUUCGUUAAUAUUUAUGUAUUCUAAAUGUGGAAUUAUUGAAGAUGCUUGGAAAUGUUUUGAAGAUACCACAAAAGAAAGCUCAAUUACUUGGAAUUCAAUAAUGUUUGCAUAUGCACAACAUGGGCAGGGUGAUGUUGCACUGGACCUCUUCUCCAUGAUGAGAGGGAGAAAGGUGAAGCUGGAUCAUAUAACCUUCGUUGCAGUUCUGACUGCAUGUAGCCACAUCGGACUGGUCGAACAAGGCCGCUGUUUUCUAAAAUCCAUGGCAUCUGACUAUGGGAUUCCACCUCGGAUGGAGCAUUAUGCUUGUGCUGUUGAUUUAUUUGGCCGUGCUGGAUAUCUGGACGAGGCAAAAGCCUUGAUUGAUUCAAUGCCAUUUCAACCCAAUGCAAUGGUGUUGAAAACUCUACUGGGUGCCUGUAGGGCUUGUGGUAACAUCGAGUUAGCUACUCAGGUAGCAAGCCAGCUGCUAGAGCUCGAGCCUGAAGAGCACUGCACGUAUGUUAUCCUCUCAAACAUGUACGGACAUCUUAGGAGGUGGGACGACAAAGCCUGGGUGACGAGGCUGAUGAGGGAGAGGAAGGUGAAGAAGGUUCCUGGUUGGAGUUGGAUAGAGGUGAAGAAUGAGGUACAUGCAUUCAAGGCUGAAGAUCGAUCCCACCCCUGUUCUGAAAAUGUAUAUCAAAUCUUGGAAGAAUUAAUUGAAGAAAUGAAAUGGCUACAUUCUGUUGCUAUCUCUGAUUCUUUGAUGCUUGAUGCCAAUAACAUGUACCCCUUACUGUGA